AUGCCGGGCAGUUUGGUGCAGGAGGAGAAGAGGCUGGAUGUAGAGGUGGAGCCUCGGAAGGAAGCUAUAGAGAGCGAAGAUGAGGAAUGCGGUGAUGGUGGUGCAGCAGCACAAGAAGAAGAUGUAGAAGGCAAUGCAGCAGGAGCAGCAGGAGCAUCAGCAGCAGCAAAGAAGAAGAAGAAAAAGAAGAAGAAGAAGAGUGGAUCUGGAGCUGCAGCAGCAGCAGCAGCAGCAGGAGAAGCAGGAGAAGCAGGAGAAGCAGCAGGAGCAGCAACAACAACAGCAGGAGCAGCAAAGAGUCUAGGAUAUAUUCCUGCACAGGACAACUCCCGUCUGCGGUGUCUAGGCAGCUGGCCGGAGGUCAAACCCUCGCAGCAAACAGAACCAGCAACAAAAACAAUACAGCAAAUCUUCCCAUCAGGAAUUUUCCCUACAGGGGAGGUACAGGCAUACGCCUCUCCUCCUCGAGACGCGGAGGCACGAGAGGCAGCGAGGCUCGUAGAAGUUGACAUCGAGGGUUUACGCGAAGCUGCAGAAUGUCACAGACAGGUCCGUCGUUAUGCACAAAGUUUAUUAAGGCCUGGCUUAUCAUUAACAGAAUUGUGCACAAAAUUGGAGGGAAAGACAGAAGAAUUAAUUGGUGCAAAAGGGAUAGAGAGAGGAAAGGGUUUCCCUACAGGUUGCUCAAUUAAUGAAUGUGCUGCUCAUUAUACACCAAACCCUGGAGAAGAUAAGAUACUAGGAGAAGGGGAUAUAUGCAAGUUAGAUUUUGGUGUUCAAGUUCGCGGACGAAUUAUUGACUGCGCUUUCUCCAUUGCCUUUGACCCUAAAUUUGAUCCUCUUAUUAAUGCAACAAAGGAGGCUACGGACGUUGGGUUACGUGCUGCUGGGGUGGACGCUCGUUUAUCAGAAAUUGGUUGUUUAAUAGACGAAGUAAUUUCUUCUUAUGAAUUUGAAUCAGCUGGGCAAACUAUACCAAUUAAGCCUAUAAGGAAUCUUACUGGGCACUCUAUUGCUCCUUAUAGGAUACACGCAGGUAUAAACCCUAAACCCUAA
Messenger RNA from Eimeria maxima, 1056 nucleotides. Its product is annotated as methionine aminopeptidase, type II, putative. The coding region runs from base 1 to 1056 and encodes 351 amino acids. The transcript has 6 exons. The record is from RefSeq and is a predicted model, not a curated record. Lineage: Eukaryota; Apicomplexa; Conoidasida; Eucoccidiorida; Eimeriidae.